Seminavis robusta is the source of this 768-nucleotide messenger RNA. Lineage: Eukaryota; Bacillariophyta; Bacillariophyceae; Naviculales; Naviculaceae. The record is from the annotation of a GenBank genome assembly.
AUGACAAAGCUUCGUGGGCAUGCCUUUGUGGCCUUGGUCCUCCUCCUACUCGCAGCUUCGUUCCGUUGGUCACCGAUGAGGCUACUACAUGUAUCAUCGAGAUCUUUGGCACCUGCUGAUGCCACCACCGGCAGAGAAUUGCUCACCAUUCAUCGGGGCAACCACGAGCUUCAGGGAAAGAUUGUAGUCUUUCUAGACAUUGAUGGUGUGAUUGCACCGUAUGGCCUCGACCCAAUGGAUGAUGAUGCCGAUGAUGACGCAUCCCACUUUUUCUACGACGACCAAGAUAGUAAUCUAGCCAAGCUUCAAAGUCAUAACUGCUGGCGCGAUUUUACCAACGAAACCAUGGACGCCUUCUCUAAGAUUCUUUCGGCGUUCCCUCACUCAGAGCUACGCGUCAUUCUCUCCUCGUAUUGGCGUAUUCAUAACGUUUGUCGUGGGGCCAUCUUGCAAAAAUUUCGUGACUAUGGCAGCCUCCACGGAGGUCCAUUACGACAAUUUGACUACUUUGAUGACCGUACCGGUGACGAAAUGGAAAGCCGACAAGCUGAAAUCGCGCAGUGGCUGCUCAAGUUCAAUCCAGAUAAUGAUGUCCUUGCUGCCUGGGUUGUGCUCGACGACUCAGAGUGCCUUCGUGGGAGAGAAAACAAGCAAUAUCGUGACAUGUUCGUGGGUCGUGUUGUCAAGCCCUUUGAAGAUGUUGGCCUCACAGACAAGGAUGCGGACAAAGCGAUUCAAAUAUUGAACGAGCAGCUUGGAGCAUCCUAA